AUGAACAUUAUCGAUAUGGACAGCGACGACGAAUUAUCUUUACCAGCGGACACCCUUGCUGCUCUUGCAGAGUUCCGUCAAGAAGAAUCCGCCAGACUCGAGAAGUUCCGCCAAUUGGAAUCAUCGGCAGAAGAACAGUUCCAAGAAACCCAACAAAAGGACAUUGAAUUAUUCAAAGAAGACUGGCAACUUUCCCAGUUCUGGUAUAAUCAACAUACUGCAACUUUACUUGCCCAAGAACUUCUCGAUGGUGCUGACCAGGACACGAUGAUCGCCAUCAUUUCUGCCCCCUCGGUGUACGCAGCGAUGACCAAACUUCCAUCAUCAAGUUUCCAUAACGGGGUGACAUUAAAGGAUAACGUGUGGUUAUUUGAAUACGACUCCCGGUUUUCGGUGCUUGCUGGGGACAAGUUUGUGCUCUAUGAUUUCAACCACCCGUUGAAAAACUUGCCAUCAGUGCUCCUUAAGAAAACACAUCGAGUAUUGAUUGAUCCGCCAUUUCUUUCGGAAGAUUGUCAAACUAAGGCUGCCAUCACCGUCAGAGCGUUGCUAGUCGAAGAUAAAUCACAAAAAACUGAGGAUGGCACUUUAAGAUACAGGGUGCUGAGUUGUACUGGAGAAAGGAUGGCGACGUUGAUUGAAAAGGUCUACCCAGGGGUAAAGAUGACCACAUUUUAUCCAGAACAUGAAAGAGGAUUGAGUAAUGAGUUUAGAUGUUAUGCUAGUUACGAAGGAAGCAGCUGGAAGUUUCAAUGA
Molecule: messenger RNA, 756 nt
Organism: Saccharomycopsis crataegensis
Lineage: Eukaryota; Fungi; Ascomycota; Saccharomycetes; Ascoideales; Saccharomycopsidaceae
Gene: EFM5
Product: protein-lysine N-methyltransferase
Exons: 1
Coding region: 1-756 (251 amino acids)
Molecular function (GO): protein-lysine N-methyltransferase activity
Source: RefSeq, a predicted model, not a curated record